This is a messenger RNA of Neodiprion fabricii, 2633 nucleotides long. RefSeq names its product putative inorganic phosphate cotransporter. The record is from RefSeq and is a predicted model, not a curated record. The coding region runs from base 546 to 2036 and encodes 496 amino acids. Gene Ontology annotation, biological process: monoatomic anion transport; transmembrane transport. The transcript is spliced from 3 exons. Gene Ontology annotation, molecular function: transmembrane transporter activity. Lineage: Eukaryota; Metazoa; Arthropoda; Insecta; Hymenoptera; Diprionidae.
UUAAUUGUAACCUUUUGAAACAUUCACACUCGGUAUUCCGGGAUCAUAAGUAGCGAAGCAGCAAGUUCAAGGCUAACUAUGGCGAAGAAUCAUCUCCAGAUAUCAUGGAAUUCGGUGAUAGAACACAAGCGGCGCUUUUUUUUUCCUCUAAAGUAUGUCGACGUCGAAGAAGGGGAAACUUCGCUAGCAUAUAAGGAUCCCGAACGGUGAACAUCAGGUGAAACGGUUAAUCAAACACGACGCAGGCGGGAAGCAGAUUGAUAUCUCUGACUUCUAUCCCCUCUGAUGAGCUCCUCGAGUGCCGGAGUUUUGUUAUCGUCGAGCAAACAGGGUAAUAUAAGAGGCAAAAAAGGCAAUGGUGGAGUACUCAGUCAGCCGAGUGUAACGCGACAGGCUUCUGAGAAGAAGAAUACGUUGAGACCAGCGUGUAGAUAUCGGAUAUAACCCGGAAGUGGAACUGUGGACCGGAAGCCGACGCUACGUUUUUUCAUCCGGCGAUUUUUGCUUCCGGUUGAAAAUCAAGAGAUCGGACGUUCGGCUUGAGGAUGAAGAUUUUGACCGGUUGGAAGGCGUGCUGCGCCCCGGUGUCGCAAAGAUGGAUAUUUGCGCUAAUGGGAUUUCUGGCAAUAACCAACGCUUACGCGAUGAGGAUAUGCCUGUCUUUAGCCAUAACGGAAAUGGUAGUGAGCGAGGAUUCCACCGACGAUACGGUCGACGAAACGCUUUGUCCUGCCGAUAACACGACGACGACGUCGUCAAGCAAUUCGGCCGGAACCUACGAUUGGGAUGAAUCACUGCAGGGUAUCAUCCUAUCGGCGUUCUUCUGGGGUUACAUAGUGACGCACAUACCAGGCGGUAUGCUGGCAGACAAAUUCGGUGGUAAAUACACCCUGGGUCUGGGUAUCCUGUCUACCGGAAUCUUCACCCUGAUAACACCUUUGGCCGUGGAAUGGGGUGGUUCGACGGCUCUGAUAGUCCUGCGCUUCCUUAUGGGUCUUGGCGAAGGUACGACCUUUCCGGCGUUGAACGCGAUGCUUGCGCACUGGAGUCCGCCGACUGAGAGGUCGCGGAUCGGUUCGCUGGUCUUCGCCGGUGCUCAGAUUGGAACGGUCUUCGCGAACGCGGUAUCGGGUAACUUGCUUCACUACUCGCCGAUCGGCUGGCCGUCCGUCUUCUACCUCUUCGGGGCGAUCGGUGUUCUCUGGUUCCUGGUCUUCGUCCUGGUCUGCUUCAACACACCGGACGAGCACCCGUACAUAUCGGACAAGGAGAAGAACUUCCUUACAGACUCGACCAACGAACACACUCACAAAAAGAUUCCACCACCCCCCUGGCGCCACAUCCUAAAGUCCGUACCUCUCUGGGCCCUUGUCGCAGCCCAGAUCGGACAUGACUGGGGCCUCUUCACGAUGGUCACUGACCUCCCGCUCUACAUGAGCAACGUUCUCCACUUCUCAAUCAAGUCCAACGGCUACCUCUCAGCUCUGCCCUACGUCGCCAUGUGGCUGGCAAGCUUGGCCUGCUCACCGGUCGCCGACUGGCUUAUAAACAGUGGUAGGAUGUCGAGGACCAACGUCAGGAAGCUCUUCACCACCACUGGUUCCAUGGGACCAGCGAUAUUCAUCAUCGCCGCCUCCUACGCCGGGUGUGAUCGCGUAUUGGUCGUCGCUCUGUUCACCAUAGGCAUGGGAUUCAUGGGUUCUUACUACCCGGGGAUGAAGGUCAACUCGCUCGACCUGACGCCCAACUAUUCGGGUACCGUAAUGGCGAUAGUUAACGGGAUCGGUGCCGUCUCCGGUAUCAUAACGCCUUAUCUUGUCGGCGUUCUGACGCCGAACGAGACGGUCGCUGAGUGGAGACUCGUUUUCUGGAUCGUCUUCGCCGUCUUCACCAUCACAAAUAUCGUAUACCUUUUGUACGCAAGCGGAGAGGUACAGUAUUGGAACGACCCUAACUUCCUGAUACGUGAGCAGGAGGAAAGAAAGAACAAUGCGGCCGGCGAGAAGAAGGAGAAAUCGAAGAAGGAGGUCACGUGAUUAGGUUUCUCGCCCACCUUCACAGUUUCUUCGCAGCUUCGAAAGCCAGUCAUGAUACCUCGUCGAGAACUGAUCGUUCCACCAUGUUCCACCGUAUCCUCAUUCGAUUUCAUCUGUGUAUAGACAUCUACAUUAUGUAUAGUUGUUCAGAAUUCGUGAAAAUUCAUCCUUACUUGUUUUUCUUUUUUGUACGAUAAAAAAAGAAAGAAACAGUGUCGCUUGUGGUCGUUGUAUGUACAAUGUUUAUAUAUUUAUGAAAAUAACUAUAACGAUGAGACCGGCGGCGUUUUUAUAUCCGCAAACAGAGUUAACUUCAGAUAGUCGCGAUAACUAAGCUGAUUUUUGAAUUCAGCACCCAACUACCUGUUUUAUUAUCUGUUGCUGGUUACUAGCUGUCAUCGUUAACUGAUUUCAUGUAUAUCGGUUAAUUUUCGUUGUUACGUUAUCGCCAAUAGAUUGGCCCCCGCGUGUCAGAACACAAUCUAUACCUACAUCGCAUUUUUUUUUUUUUUUUUUCUUCAUCCGCCGAUGAAGAUAAUGUUAUACAGUACACAUGACGCAUACUGUAUUGUUCACAUGAUUUAAGCUGUUCGAUAA